GAGAGAGAGAGAGAAGCUAAAUAAGCGAUUCACUGUGGUUGAGAUGUCUGCUGUUGCUCUUUGGGUGGUUACUCCUCAAGAGAAUGUAACCAAUUUUGUUAGAUUAAUGGGUAGAAAUGUUGGCGAUGGGAGGAAGAAAUGUGGGCCUUGCUUGAGUUUCUCAACUGGGUUGUCGAUUUCGUCCACUGCUGUGGGGAAUCCAUUGAGAUCUUCUGAAGAGAUGGUUUAUGAUGUGGUGAUUCAGCAGGCAGCUUUGGUCGGAGAACAGAGGAGGAGAAGAAGAACUGUGGAUUUGAGACCUGUGGAAUCUGAUUUCUUGAGUAAUCGGACUCUUUUGAACGAGGCUUAUGAACGAUGUGGUGAGGUCUGUGCCGAGUAUGCGAAGACAUUUUACUUGGGGACAUUACUAAUGACACCAGAGAGGAGAAGGGCCGUGUGGGCAAUAUACGUAUGGUGCCGGCGGACAGAUGAGCUUGUGGAUGGGCUUAAUGCUGCACAUAUCACACCGAAGGCUCUUGAUCGAUGGGAGCAAAGAUUGGUUGACCUCUUUGAGGGCUGCCCUUAUGACAUGUAUGAUGCUGCUCUAUCUGAUACUGUUUCGAAAUACCCUGUUGACAUUCAGCCCUUUAAGGACAUGAUCAAAGGGAUGAGCCUAGACUUGAAGAAAUCUAGAUACAAGGACUUCGAUGAUCUGUAUCUCUACUGCUAUUAUGUAGCUGGUACAGUUGGACUAAUGAGCGUUCCAGUGAUGGGGAUUUCUCCGGCAUCAAAGGCGUCUACAGAGAAUGUUUAUAACUCUGCAUUAGCCCUUGGGAUCGCUAAUCAGCUCACCAACAUUCUCAGGGAUGUUGGAGAAGAUGCUAGGAGAGGAAGGAUAUAUCUUCCUCAGGAUGAAUUGGCACGUGCCGGCCUCUCUGAGGAUGACAUCUUCCGUGGGAAAGUGACUGAGAAGUGGAGGAAUUUCAUGAGGAGUCAGAUUAAACGUGCAAGAAUGUUCUUUGAUGAAGCUGAGAAGGGUGUGGACGAGUUGAACCCAGAAAGUAGAUGGCCGGUAUGGACAUCAUUGUUGCUAUAUCGGCAGAUUUUAGAUGCAAUUGAAGAAAAUGACUACAACAAUUUCACAGAGAGAGCCUAUGUAGGGAAGGGUAAGAAGUUACUUUCACUGCCAAUGGCCUACACCAAAGCACUAUUGGGACCAUCUAAACUGAAGGGUUUGAGAGGGAGAUGAGUUCAAUUUUUUUGCCUUUCAGGUGAAGGGCCCUCUAUUGCACAAAAUGUGAUUUUUUUUGUAAAAUCCAAGCUCAUUUAAUUGCAGAAAGAGGAAUUUUACUUUGUUUUCA
Messenger RNA from Telopea speciosissima, 1340 nucleotides. Its product is annotated as phytoene synthase 2, chloroplastic-like. The transcript has 6 exons. The record is from RefSeq and is a predicted model, not a curated record. NCBI's taxonomy places the organism in Eukaryota, Viridiplantae, Streptophyta, Magnoliopsida, Proteales, Proteaceae. Gene Ontology annotation, molecular function: geranylgeranyl diphosphate synthase activity. The coding region runs from base 44 to 1228 and encodes 394 amino acids. Gene Ontology annotation, biological process: carotenoid biosynthetic process.